Messenger RNA from Jaculus jaculus (lesser Egyptian jerboa), 2463 nucleotides. It is a transcript of the gene Nbn, whose product is annotated as nibrin. NCBI's taxonomy places the organism in Eukaryota, Metazoa, Chordata, Mammalia, Rodentia, Dipodidae. Gene Ontology annotation, biological process: mitotic G2 DNA damage checkpoint signaling; double-strand break repair via homologous recombination; telomere maintenance. The transcript has 16 exons. The record is from RefSeq and is a predicted model, not a curated record. Gene Ontology annotation, molecular function: damaged DNA binding; protein binding. Gene Ontology annotation, cellular component: nucleus; Mre11 complex. Bases 95 to 2320 code for a protein of 741 amino acids.
CGCACGUCUCGGAGCUGCGCCAGUCGCGGGGCUGCGGCCGCGCACGUUGGAGAACUGAGGACCGCGGGCUGCCUGUCUCUGGAGGAACCCGGCCAUGUGGAAGCUGCUCCGGGCCGAGGGCCCGGCCCCAGGAGAACCAUACAGACUUUUGACAGGUGUUGACUAUGUUGUUGGAAGGAAAAACUGUGCCAUUCUAAUUGAAAAUGAUCAGUCAAUCAGUAGAAAUCAUGCCGUGUUAACAGUCAACUUUUCUGCAACCAAUUUGAGUCAAACAGAUGAAAUUCCUAUAUUAACACUAAAAGAUAAUUCAAAGUAUGGUACCUUUGUUAAUGAGGAAAAGUUGCAGAAUGGCAUUUCUCACACUUUGGAGACUGGAGAUAGAGUUACCUUUGGAGUGUUUGAAAGUAAAUUCAGAGUAGAGUACGAGCCUUUGGUUGUGUGCUCUUCUUGCUUAGACAUCUCUGGGAAAGCUGCUUUGAAUCAAGCUUUGUUACAACUUGGAGGACUUGGUGUAAACAACUGGACAGAAGAAUGUACUCAUCUUGUCAUGACAUCAGUUAAAGUUACCAUUAAGACAAUCUGUGCACUCAUUUGUGGACGACCAAUUGUAAAACCAGAAUACUUUUCUGAAUUUCUCAAAGCAGUUCAGUCUAAGAAAGAACCUCCACAGAUUGAAAGAUUUUACCCACCCAUUGAUGAACCAGCUAUUGGAAAUAAAAAUGUUGAUCUGUCGGGACGACAGGAAAGAAAACACAUCUUCAAAGGGAAAACAUUUGUAUUUUUAAGUGCCAAACAGCAUAAGAAGUUAAGUUCAGCUGUUCUUUUUGGAGGUGGAGAAGCUCGAUUGAUAACAGAAGAAGAUGAGGAAGAAGAUAGUUUCUUUUCAGCUCCUGGAACUUGUGUUAUUGAUGUAGGAAUAACAAAUACACAGAUUGUAAUUCCUGACUCUCAGAAAAGCUGGAUUCAUGCAAUAAUGGAUAUGCUCCACAGGCAGGGUCUUAGACCUAUUCCUGAAGCAGAAAUUGGAUUGGCAGUUAUUUUCAUGACUACAGAGAAUUACUGUGAUCCUCGAGGCCAGCCCAGUACAGAAAUAAAGUCAACCCCAGGGUCAAGCCUUUCCCAAGGCUUGUCAGUCAGUGGAAAAAGACCCAGUGCUCCAGUGAAUACUACAACAUACGUAGCAGAGACACAAUCAGAGAAAGCAGAUACAUGGUCUUUGAAUAAUGAAGUAAAAAUCCCUGGAAUGGAGAAGAACCUCAGAACUCUUUCUCAAGAAACAGCCAAUAUAAAGGAACCCUCCAAAGCAAGUUCCAAAAAUAAUAUAUCAAAUACUCUAGUUAAAGCAAAAAUCCCAAAUUUUCAGCUUUCGCCAACCAAAUUCUCAACUGGAAAUAAAAGUAAAGAUUGGGCUUCUCAGCAGCAGAUAAACUCCAUCAGGAACUACUUUCAGCCAUGUGCCAAAAAAAGGGAAAGGGAUGAAGAAAAUGAAGAAAUGUCUUCAUCUAAAUCAUCAAGAAUAGAAAUGUCUUGUUCUCUUUUAGAACAAACCCAGCCUGUUCAAUCCUCACUGUGGAAAAAUAAGGAGGAUCUAUCUCAGAAUAACUCUGUAGACAAAGAAGACAACAACUUAUGUAGAGAUUUUGUAGACUUAAAAUCCAGUGUAGGAAAUUCUGCUGGAAAAUCUCUUCCUAUAGACGAUCUAAAAUCAAAAAAGAGAAAAGAAGUGGAUCCAGCCAUAGAAGAUGAAGUAUUGGAGCAAUUAUUCAAGGAUAUGGAACCCGAGCUAGCCACUAAAAUGAGAGCUGAAAAACAAGAAGUCAGUAUCAGAAAAAAGCCAAGGACGGAUGUGGAAGUACGAGAUCAUUUUAAUGAUGAAACAAUGCCAGAAAGUGACAAAAUAUCUCAAGAAAAUAAAACUGGGAAGAAUUAUGAGCUCAAGAAUGAAUCACUGUGGUCAACAAAAGAAGACAUAUCUAACAGUAACGAACUUCAAGACAAUAGUGAGAUACUUCCAAGAAAGGUGCUACUGACUGAAUUUAGAUCACUGGUGAUUAAUAACGCUACUUCCAGAAAUUCAUGUGGGGUGAAUGAUUAUGGUCAACUAAAGAAUUUCAAGAAAUUUAAAAAGGUUACAUUUCCUGGAGCAGGAAAACUUCCACACAUCAUCGGAGGAUCAGAUCUAGUAGCUCAUCACGCACGGAAGAAUACAGAAUUAGAAGAAUGGUUGAAGCAUGAGAUGGAGGUACAGAAACAACAUGCAAAAGAAGAGUCUAUGGCUGAUGACCUCUUUAGAUAUAAUCCGAAUGUGAAAAGAAGAUAACAGAACUCUUAAAAAAAGAAAACUAUGGAAACACCUUUCUUAGUAAACAUUUACUUUAGGCUUAAUGUGAUACCUGAAUGUACAAUAUAGAAAUUACAAAUACUAUAAGCCUAUAUGUAUUAAAUAAAAUGUACAAGACUCUA